UGGGCUGCUGCCCCACGAAAACUCAAUCGAAAGAUGGGAUGUCACCUCCAACUCUGCUUACGCCGCCCCAGCGCCCUCCCUUCUCCGACGUUUGUCUGCUGAUUUGAUGCACGACACUCCAACCCCAAGUAUGCAAACCAUCCAAAGAGUACAUAUGCUCUGUGCCCACUCAAACAGGUACGUGUACGUACCCGAGGAUCACUGUGCUUUAAAACCAAAACGAAGAAAAAAGAAUGGGGAAACAUCUGAGGAAGAUCUGAGAAACACUCACUUAUAUCUUGAUGUUCGAACGAGAUCGACAGGGCUAGUUUCAGAGCUGAUUUUAUCGUAUGGUGUAGCUAAAUUAGAAAGUGAUCAAAAGGUUCACGUUACUGCCAGACAAAAGACUAUUCUAAAGAAUGAAGGAUUCUCUGCCCGUCUGCUCACAGAUCUAACCUGCUCUACACUCAUUUGCGUAGCACCAAGAUCAAACGAGGGAGCUGAUUUGAAAGUGAAUGACGCAUUCCCUGCUCGCCCCCGCUGCAAAUAUUUGUUUUCGGUGGUUUUUCGUCCACAAACACAACCCCGUAGAAAAUAUUACGUCCCGCGGCCUCCGCCCUCGUCCCCGUCCAACCCGUCCUGCGCUUCGCUCUCCGUAUCAUCCCACAAAGGUAUACUUCAGCCUCCACUCACAUCUACCGGGCGGCGGGGAGGACGCAAGACGCUUCGCCGCACAGUGCUUCCGACAGUGCAACGAUGACGACGCCGGCGUCCACCGCCAAGGCCGGCCGUCUUCUUGGCAGGUGAUUUGUUCACCGUGGACGGCGCCGACUAGGACAC
Colletotrichum acutatum is the source of this 819-nucleotide messenger RNA. RefSeq lists its product as uncharacterized. Lineage: Eukaryota; Fungi; Ascomycota; Sordariomycetes; Glomerellales; Glomerellaceae. Bases 107 to 739 code for a protein of 210 amino acids. The record is from RefSeq and is a predicted model, not a curated record. The transcript has a single exon.